UUAGCCAGGUGUGGUGAUGUGCACCUGUCCCAGCUACAGGAGGCUGAGGCAGGAGGGUCACUUGAGUCUGGGAGAGGGAGGCUGCGAUGAGGAACGAUUGCACCACGGUACUCUAGCCUGGGUGACAGAGCAAGAUCCUGUCUAAAAAGAAAUGAAAGCUUGAAGUAUCUUAUCUGGCUAACCAAUUUCUGCCUUGGUCAGGUCAAAGCAGAUUUUUUUCCCCCCUACUUAGGCAAGAUUUAUUUCAAGGCCUGUAAACAUUCAGACUGAUCAGAAUGGUCAAAGUGGAUUUUGUUGUUGUGGAAACUGCAUGUUUGGUACACUGAACUGGAAAAGUUACAAGUCAAGAACCCCUGGCCCUGAGUAUGUGUGUGUUUUGGCUACUUGUAUAGUGUAGCGUUACAAACUGCUUAGAUAUAAGUGUUUCAGCAAAUAACCUGUUGCUACCAUUCAGUGUAAGAAAUGAAACAUUAUGAACACAGUGGAAGCUCUUUCUUGAUACACCUUCACCUCCAUUCUCUGAGACAACCAUGUAAUAUUUUAGGCAGGUCAUAUUUAACCUCCUCAGGUGUGGUGUUAGGAUCUAUAACAAGAAGCUGAUAGCUGCCCUACUUAGCUAAAAGGGUUGUUACGAGAAUCAAAUGAGUGAUGACUGUGGAAAACACUUGGAAAAUCUGAAGAUGCAGGAUAAAAAUCAGGAAGGAUUCUGCUAACGAGCUGGUUUAGUAGUUUCUCGUGCUAGGCUGGGUAGAGAGAGCUCAAGUAUUUAGUAAGCAGUAAAGGAAUGGAAUCCCACUUUAUCCCUAUCCUCCCUCAAAAAGGAAAAAUCAGUAUAUGAAAUUUUCCAGAGUCCCUCAGUAUAUGUUCAACAAAUAUUUGCUGAGUAUGUACUAUAGGAUAGCAUGGGGAUAUAGCAGUGAACAAAAGAGGUAAGGUUCAUGCCCAUGAAAACAAACAGAAAACCGUCUUUAUUUUCAAAUUUACAUCAGGUCUAUCCUUGGAUGCUUCAGGCACAUCUUAUUCUCAUCUACAUUGGCUGGCCCUUCACAUUUAAAUUAAGAAUCGUUCAUAAGACAGUAUUUGAAUUGAGAUUAGUCAAAUGCCUAUUAAAGAUUAAGGUAUUUAUUUUUCUACAAAUUCAUCAAGGAGAAAUUUUUGGUGCCAGAUGAUGCUAGCAUUUAAAGUAGAACUUAUUUUCUUCAUUGUAGCCGGUUUGAACUGAGGCAGCCUUCUUCUAACCUAUCAAGGUUUUAAACUUUUAUCCCUUCCUCUGAUUUGUGUCAGGGUGAAUCGUUUGAUAUAAAAGACUUGACUCCAUAAUCUGCAUCUGCCCUAAUGCUGUCAUCUGGAGUAGAGACUCAGCCAGUUCCACUUGAUUCCUCCAUGUCUGCCGUGGUACAGGAAUUAUACUCUGAACUCCCAGUAAGUGUCUCCAGAGAGCUUCAUGCUGAUCCUGAGCCAAGUGUGAUUCCAAAUGUAAAACCUGGAGCCUCAAGCCCUCUUUUAAGUCAGAGUAGGGCAUUGCCCUUGGAGCUGCAGAGGACUCGUGUGGAGUGUUGUUGUGAAGAAACCUAUGAAACCUUGGAUCCUGGGAGUGAGUCUGGGCGAUGUGGGUUAGUGGACUCCACAGCAGGAGGUUCUGUGGCAUCUGGGAUCUUGGAUAGGGCAAAGAGAAGCAAGAGCAUGGAGCCAAAGGUCUUCAGAGAUCCAGGGGGCCAGGCGGAAAUUGUAAGAGAACCUUCUGAGGGAGCAAAGGAAGAUCCACAUCAACAUUCCACAGCUGCUGAAGAAAAGAUUAGCCCAAGUCAGGAGGAUCUCCUGAUGCAGUCCAGUGAAGAACUUUUACAUGUGGACCUUCCCGAAGAUUUUCUAAGGAGCAAAGAAGGAAAUGUACAGAUUACAGCUGAAACUCUGCUAAAAUCCACUGAAGUACAAGGUAUGAAGGUCAAUGGGACUAAGACGGAUAAUAAUGAAGGACACAAAAAUGGCAAUGUGAGUAAAGAUCUCUCAGCUGGAUGCAGCGAAUUCCCAGAAGUAGACAAAAUCAUGAACAGUGAUGAGGUUUCAGAAACCAGCACAUUAGUUACCCCAGAACCUUUAACCUUUGUGGACCCUGUAUUAACAGAAGCAGCUCCUAAAGAAAAAGAAUGUGAAGAAUUAAAAAGUUGUCCUUGGACGUCAUUACCAGGGAGCAGUGCCAUUUCUAAUGUGGACAAUGGGAAGGAAGAGCUGUGUAAACUAAACCUUGUCUGUGAAGCAGAUGACAAUCACCAAAAGAUUCAUGGCCACCAUAAUGAACACCCCAGUUCUACACAUGAUAGUCCCACAGCCACAAGCCCCUUGAAAGAAAAUUCUGGAGUUUCAUGUUUCACAUCAGACUUGUCUGGUCCAGAGUCCAGAACAAUAUCUUUAGAAAACUGUGGUUUUGAAGGUGGUGGUUUGCUAAAAAGAUCUGCUGAAAAGACAGACAAUUGUUAUUUUUAUAGGGGGGACGAUCAAGGGAAGAACUUGGCUUCUAGAGAAGAAAAUGAAGAACAGCUUUUGAUUCCUAGGAGUGAGAGAGGUGGACCUUUUCUUAUUAAUGCCAGGGAACCAGAAAAGGAGAUUAGUGGUGGUGGUUCUGGUGAAAAAGAGCCUGUUGUUUCCCCAAAGGAAAAUAUCCACAAUGACUGUUGCAUUCAAGACAGUCUCCAUACAGGGAGCUCUAGUUCAUUAAUGCCCAAUUCUUUUACUGAAGCCACAGAAGUAAUGUUAAAUAAAAGUGAUUUGAAAAUUACUUUACACAUUCAAGGUAACUUGACAAACCUUGAGGACCAUAAAGACACUUCUACUAAUAUGAGCCAUCCAGGUGGACACUCUGAAGAAAGCAGUUUUUCCUCCUUGAUGCAGAUUGAAGAGGCAGAACAGACAACCCCCAUAGAGUCCAGUAUAUUAAGUAAAUCUUUUUACACUGAAGACUGUAACUCCUUAGUCAGCAUCCAGAGAAAUCUGGAAAGCAACACCCAGUUAAAUGAAGCAUCAUGUAAUGAUUUUCUGUUUGAAAGAAAAUCCAUUGUGAGUUUAACGCCAGAGGAUCAGAUAAGUCCUGUAAGUGAGGUAUUAAAACCCAAGAAAGGUACUGCGCUGUUGCCACCAUCCCCAGAAUUUCAUCACAGACCUGAAUCAGAAAAAGUUAUACAGACUUCACAUGAUGAUAUUCCACUUUUAGAUGAACAGAGCAUAGCCUGUGAGAUGAAUGAACUUUCUUGUACCAAUGAACUGGUUGUAAACAAAGUAGAAAGUGAAUGUGUUUUAAAUCAACAAGUGUCCCUUAAUUCUCAAGACCAUGCAAAGUUGCCAACUGACUCUCUACUUCAUUUAAACAAAGAGAUGCCUUUAGCAACAGGCAGAGAUGCCCAUCAGAGCCAUCAUCCUCCAUUAGAGGGUGGAGCAGAUGUCGUUGCUGAUAUACAAACCAUUCCCGUUGAGACAAAAGUGAAAGACAUCUCUCCACCAGGUAACCAAACCUGUGGUGCCUCUUCAAACAGUCCCACCUUAAACAUCAAACCAGGAAGCCUAGAGAGAAAAAAAGAAAUGGCUGAUUCAGGAACAAAAGCUCUACAUUCCAGGCUUCGCUCAAAUAAGAGAGAAGCAGCUGGCUUUCCUCAAGUGGCCUCUGUCAUAGAAUGUCACAGUGUUCAAUCUCAGGAUAUCUCUAACUGUCAUUGUGUAAGAAAAAAUGCAUCCGAAGAAAACAUGUGUUCUGCUUGUGCUGCUUUCAAGUCCAGCAAAAUCAGCCUGCAAGCUGAUAACUCUUUGAUAACAAAAUAUGAAAAUGCAUUUCAGCACCGUGCUCACCAAUGCCAAGGAACAGGACACUCUGUGGAAAAAAGCAGCUGUAAAGUGAGUUAUACAUCAGGGGAAAGGGAACUUGAUGGGAGAGAAACGAAUGGCAGCCUUCCAGGAGAUAAGAUCAGAAACAAAAUGACAGCAUGCUUGUUAAAUAGUGGCAUUUCAAACAAAAUCAUUCACACCUCCAGUAACAUCAAACUCAGUGAGGAAGGGCUGGAAGGAAAGGAGCAGGAUGUAUCCAAAGAAACUGUAUUUUGUAAGUAUAACAUCUCUGAUCAUGCUAUACGAGAACUAAACCAGACUGUAAACAUUCCAAGUCCUGAAAAAGUGUUGGACCAGUCUCCUACUGUUAUGUUUUCCAGUUUUAAAAACGUAAAAGCAGUUGAAACACUCGAUCAGAAGGCAGAUGAAGUUCUUGAUUGUCAGAGUAACCAAAACAGACCAGAUGAAUGCAAAAGUGAAGGUCAGUCAGCCAAGGAGAUGCUAGGUAGUGACCACAGAGAGACUGUCACCGAGCCUCACGGGGAGGUAAACCACAACCAAAAGGAUCUGCUGGUCAGCUCAGGCAGUAAUAACUCACUACCUUGUGGUAGUCCAAAGAAAGGCAAUUUGAAAGGAGCCUUUGUCAAGAUGUCUGGUUGUGAUGAGUCCACAGAAAGUGUGGUAGACAUCGUCUACACAGACUGUAGUAAUAAGCUUACAGAAGGUGUGCUGGAUGUGAAGGCAUCUAAUCCACUGGAUUGUGGUGCAAGGCAAGAGAAACUGGCAUUCCAAGAGGACUCAAGGAGUACCUUGUCUCAGAGAGAACUGGAUGCUGCACAUACAGGAACAACUGGCCAGGACUCAGAUUUCCCAGUUACUGCUGCUUCUACAGUGGACUUUCUCAAAAUAAAAUCAUGUGAAGAAAACGUGUGCAAAUCUUUAAAAGACUGUGAAAUGGAAAAGUGUUCAGACUCUUGUGCCCAUGAGAUGGAGUCUGUUGCAGAUCAUGAACCAAAUAAAAGAAUAUUGGGCAGAGUAAAUGUGUCUUUAAGCGAUACCCAUUAUGGACAGCAACAUAAAGGAACGUCUCUCAGAGAAACACAAGAAAUGACUGAAGGAUCAAGACUAGAACUAAACUCUGAGUUUGGCAAAGAAAGUACCUUUGGAAUUUCCUCAAAAGAGUUGAUAUCUUGCCAUGAUGUAAGCUCUGUUUCCCUAAGAAACCUGAAGUCAGUUGAAAUAAUGCCUUCUCAAGAAAAUUCAGAAACUAAUAUUAACAGUGAAGAAACUGACCUGAAAAAUCUUUGUAAAUCAAAUGAUGGUGAAAUGCUUUGUGAAAAUGUAAAGGACUGCACAGUCCUUCCUGAGAUGAAGGAAAGAGUAUCAAGAGAUAGGAGUAAUUCUAGUGACAGAGACAGCAUAUGUACCUGUGUGGAAAAGAAUGCUUGUAAAGCUUGCCACCCUCACGAGAAUUUCUCUGACAGGCAUUUGCCUUUGACAGUGAAAACAGAAAUUAAAGUGAAAGAAGAAACCGAAGAGCAUCAGAGGGGACUACUGGGUGACUUAACUGUUGGGGAGCAAUCUGAGGAGAUGGUUACCAGAGAAGCUGGCAAUGGCGAUCAUGUGAGCAACAUCUCUCAGACCCAUGUUACGUGCCAGAGGAUACUUAAUCAUGCUGAAAAACAGCAGAGCCCUGAGGUUUUGGACUACAUGUUGCAGAAAGAAGAGGAAUAUAUACAUCAACAAAAGGCACAUACAGUAUCGGAACAAUGCAUAUCAUCUAGUCUGUUUUUAGAUGAUGCACAAAAUAAGAACCAAGCCAAGGCUGGCAAAGAUAAGUCCACCAUGAUGAAUGAAAUCACCCUAGCAAAGCUGGCCAAGGACAACACUGUGGCACAGACUCAGAAGUUAGAAGACCAGAAGGAGGAAAGUUUACAUCAUCCAUUAAAGAAGGACAUUGAGUCAUGCACAAGUCCUUGCCUUCUUGGUGCCCCUCGGAAAGCAGAGGACCCCUCCUCUGCUGGGUGUGAUCAAAUACAUGGUGCCUUUGCGAAGAAAGGAAUGCUUCCCUUAAAGAAGCAGCCCCAUCGAACUUGUAAGAAAGUUUCCUAUCAGGAGCAAACCAUUGUGGGGAGAAAAAUAGGUAAAAUCAGAAGUUCUGCCUUUUUAAAGAGUUCCUCCAAUGCCGUCCCCACAAAAGCGCACAGACUUCUCAGUAUGUGCACUCUGUCUGCACCUACACGAUUAGAACCUGAAACAGCAGCUACCAAGAGCUUGAUUAGUCACAUACCAAAGCAGACAGCUACACCGUGCCAUCCCUUGAGGAGCCCGAAUUUUAGGAAGACUACCAAAGAAUCAGCCUUACUAAACAAGCUGUCCAUCCUUGCCUCCAAACUGGCCCCAGCCAUGAAGAUUCAGAAACUAAGAUACCGACGGAGUUCCUCUGAACUUCUUCCAAUGGCUAAAAGCUACAAGCGCCUCAGAUAUAAAAGGCUCCUGGAUGGAUUUUCAUCCAACACAGAACAGCUGAAUCCAUAUUUGGCAGCUAGUGGAUGGGAUAAGAGGCCUAACAGUAAGCCCGUGGCACUUUAUUCUCUCGAAUCCAUCAAGAUGACCUUCAUAGAUUUGAGCAACAAGAUGCCGUCCCUGCUGUUUGGUUCUGAAAUCUUCCCAGUAUCCUUUCAUGUAAAAUCAUCCAGCUCAGAUUGCACGCCUGAGUCCUCAAGGACUUUUCCUGAGCACUGUGCUCCGGCAAGGCUUGCCUUAGGAGAGGCCCUCCAGUGCCCGUCUCAACCUCCCAAGUGGACCUUUUCUUUCUUCCUGUCCCACGGUUGCCCUGGGAUGGCCACAUUCAGGGAAGACACUGGCCUCCAUAGUCAGACCCACACUCAGGCUCCUCCCCAGCCUCCAGCUCCUCUCCAAGACUAUGGAGGCACUGCCAUAGUCCAGACCAGAGCAGACUGCUCUGUCCUUGGCCUUCACACACUUCUAGCACUUUGUUCCCCAGGAUGUUACCGAAUCUGGACAAAAAAACGGAGCUUCUCCAGCCACAUGCCUACCAUGCAGAGGCUUUUCAUGACCCAGUUUACACAGGGCUUGAAAGGGUUACGGUCUCCAGCCUCCAUAGCGGACAAGGUCUUCUGUUCUCUGCCCUACUCGGUGGGCAGAGUCCUAUCCAUUUGGAGCCAGCAUGGGCCUUCUGCCUGCUCCUUCGAAAUCUCUUCUCUUCAUUCCACUCACUGCAAGCGGCAACCAAGUCUGGGUACCACAAGCAGCCACACCAUGUUACCAUAUGUGCCUCUUCCAGGCAUGGAAGCUACAUAUAACACCAGCGGCAGUCAAACAAGGCUGGAGCCUCCAUUCCCUGCCUUGGUACCAAAGUCUUGCUUGGUAGCAGAAUCAGCUGUCAGCAAGCUCCUGCUUUCAGCCUCUGAGUUCCAGGUUCCUGGAUUGGAUGAGCUGGAUGGUGUGAAAGCAGCAUGCCCCUGCCCACAGAGCAGCCCUCCAGAACAGAAAGAGGCUGAGCCAGAGAAGAGGCCAAAGAAAGUCUCACAGAUUCGCAUCCGGAAAACUAUUCCUAGACCAGAUCCUAAUCUUACCCCCAUGGGCCUUCCUCGACCCAAAAGGUUAAAGAAGAAAGAGUUUAGUUUAGAAGAGAUAUAUACCAACAAGAAUUAUAAAUCUCCUCCUGCAAACAGGUGUUUAGAGACCAUCUUUGAGGAACCCAAGGAACGAAAUGGUACGCUAAUCUCAAUAAGCCAACAGAAGAGGAAGCGAGUUCUAGAAUUUCAGGAUUUUACAGUCCCGCGAAAGAGGAGAGCUCGAGGUAAAGUCAUGGUGGCAGGCAGCUUUACCAGGGCCCAGAAGGCAGCUGUGCAGAGUCGAGAGCUGGAUGCUCUUUUGAUACAGAAACUAAUGGAACUGGAGACCUUCUUUGCCAAGGAAGAGGAGCAGGAACGAUCAUCAGACUGUUGAGAAGCAAUUCAGUUUGAGGGUCUCAAUUUUAGUUUUUUUGUUUGUUCGUUUUUGUUUUUUUUUUUUUUUGGACCUCCUUGGAAGAGGUUGCCUAAUUUUGCCCUACCGCCAAACCACUCAAAAAUGCACAGUCCAUGAAUUUUACCUAUUUCAAGGUGCAACCUUUUUAGAAACUGGUGAAGGAGGGUCCUCUACUUUUACUGCUGAGUAUAGAACCUCAGGAAUGCUCCCUUUCUCCUGGAAAUGAACCUGAACGACAUCUAGCCUCCUCCUCAGUCUCUGCCAUCCACAGGAGGAAGCAGCAGCCUAUCUUCAGUAACACUAGGAUUCCAAGGACUCACAGGAUUUGCACGUCCAUAUGAAAGUUCCGCUUUGUUUACGGUGGUGCUAGACCAAGAUUAUUAGAAACGUGGCCUAGGGAGGGGAACUGGCGUCCUGUCCUACGUGGUCUCACUGGCUCAUUUCAGUAGUUGAGGAAAGAUGAGCUGUUGUGUUUUCUAAUCUUUUGUCUGCCCAGGACCUAUUGAUGUGAGUGUAUGUGAGAGUGUUUGUGCGUGUGUGGCUUUUUCCCAUCAUUUUCUCCCCUCUGUGACUGUGGGUCACUAGUGCCAGAGGAGCCCGUCCAGGCCCCAUUCGAAGUAAGUUGCACUUUUUAAUGUUGUGGUGUGGAUUAUUUUCAUUUGUUUUCUUUUUUGUUGUUGUUUUUGUACUAUUAUUGCUGCAUGUUUGGAGCCUUUAAAUGUGAUUUUAAAACAAUUUUUUAAGGAGAAAAACAAUACAUGUCUUAAGAAUACAUGAUAGGCAUUUGACCCAGUUGACCGCUGCAUGGAAGAGACAUUUUUCCUAUUCAUGUGUUUCAGGCAAUCCCUUCCCCAUCUCCAGCUUCUAGUGUAACUCAUUAGAGGGAGCACUUUUAUUCAUCUGGGUUCUCAUUCUUGCCCACCAGAUACAUGUAUUUAUUUUAGUGAUUUAAGUAAGAGCAGGUUUCUCUCCCGAUCAUUGAAAAAAUACUGUGGUUGGGUGUGGUCUUAAUGGUUUUUAUCUGAAAUGGUGUCAGGUAACAAAAUUGAGUACAACAGCUUGGACAGUGAUACAGGCUGACCCACAGUAUAUGUGGCUCUCCAGACAGCUCGCUUCAAGAAUGAGAAGAGAGUCGGGGUCAUGCUUCAGACCCAGAGAUGUGUUCCUGCAGUGGGAGCUCAAAAAUCCCCAGCCAGCCCUCUUUGAGGGCCACCUCAUUGUACUCUGGGCUCCUGUGUCACAUCUACCGGAACUGUCGAAUGCCGGAGUUAGCCAAGUUUCUGGGUUUGUGCCUGCAGGAGUCUGUGGGUAGAGGGCUGCUGUGCGUCAGCAGCCUCGAGGUCUUGUUCCUUUUCCACUGAAGUCCUGUGUACCCAUAUCCUGCUCCCCUUCCCCUCCUUCUCUAGGGGUUUCUCUUUCUCUUUCUCUCUCAAAACAAGAGUUUAGAGAAUUAACAUUCCAUGGCUGGUGAGUGGGGUGCUAAAGUCAUCAUCAGGACACCAGCAUCACCUCUUCUAUCCUCCUGGGAGCCACUGGCAUGGAGCAGCCACCGAUGGGAACUGUCAGAGUUCUAGGCACAUUUCCAAGUCAGUCUGUUAGAGAAGAGUGAGUGGCACGUCCUGGAAUGUUGGUCAACUCUCUUAGGUUUCUUUUGCUUCCCCAUUUGCUAGUGGAUGGGGAGAUGGGGUGGGGGUGGGGGGUCUCUAUGUGCCUUGCUUUUGCAGGUUGACAGUCUAUGCCACACUGGAGCAGAAAAACUGACUUAAGCCAGAGAGAAAAGUGUGCUACGGCUAUCUUCUAGGCCCACUGCCUCAGACAUAGCAUUGAGACAAGUAAAAUACACACAUGGUCAUCCACGGAGGCAUCCAAGGCCAUGGCCAGAUACAAUUAGAAGAGAGCCAGGCUUCCGUACCAGCUCUGAAUGAUGCUAACCAGAUUCUGUCAUUCUACAUCCACUUUGCCCAGACUGUAUAGACACGACCUAUGUUUCACCUCAAUACCUCUCCCUUCCUGGGACAGGGUUCUUAGACACUAAAUGCUUCUGUCUGCCUUUUUUGCUUAAGGGAGUGGGAUGAGUAGUACAUUGUGCUCUUGUUCAGGCAUGUUUAGGGAGCUCCUACUGGACAGGUUGCAGACUAGCAGUGAGUCAACAAAGCCCUGUUUACCAGCUCCGUUGGCAGUGUAGAUGCAGUGAUGUGGCAGCUAUGUUUCCCAGAGAGAACAGUGGGCACAGCUGUAGUGUCACCAACAUUGCAGAGAUAGUUUCAACUGCCCGUUAUAGGUGUGGCACUCGAAGAGCCAGGAGCAGCGGUUUGGAACAUGGGUAACUGGGAGCAGAGGACUGGAAGAAACAGAGCUGGGCUCCUUCCUUGUCCUGACAAUGUAGGAGAGAAGUUGUUCUGAGGCCAGCCCUGGCCCUCGUUGAAAUUCUUGGCCUACCCUCUGGCUAGGGCCCUUCCCCUGCUCCAAAGUUGAGAAGGGGGCCCCACUGCAAACUUGAAAUUACUUACCUGAAGGUGAUGUAUAUACAUAGGCUCCAGCUGCGCUCAGCCACACCUGUCUUACAUUCAGUUUCAGCACUGAGCCAGCUGCAGUGUUGUCAUGGGUCCUCAAGCCCACAGUCCCUAACCAUGAUGGGACACAGUAAUCGGCUGCUGGCACACCACUUGCCCAGAGCUACAAGUCUGGUUCUGGUGUGGAGUUGGUACAGUUUCUGAAUAUGGGAACUUCCCUCCCCAAGUGGUGGGAAGUUACAGUUAACUACAACUUAACUAUCACUCACUUCCAGAGGUUUAGUGUUUUUAAUAUGGGAAAGAGGAGAAAUCUCAGGUCCAAUCAGGGUUCUGCCCAUCAGCUUUUCACUGAAACUUUCAAUCGUGGUUUUUUUUUUCCCAUCUUUCAGUUUCUAGCUGUGUUUGCUUCCUCCCUCCAUGUUGCCUCCUCUUUUUUUGCUUUUGGUCUGCUUUCCAGCUUCAUGUCUCCAUGAGUUCAGCUGUACCUCGUCUCCUGUUAAAUCUGAUCAUGUCCACUUUUUCUUACUGACCUUACUCAAAGCUACGGUAGCUGAGGGAGUUACAGUGAAAAGACAUGUAGCGUUUGCCUUAUUCGGAGCCUGAAGAGCCCAGAAACUCAUGCUGUGAAUCCCAAAACUCAGCGCUCCUCAAGAGCUGUGAAAAUCAUGAUACUUUGUCACAAUUUUGCCUGAAAGAGUCUUUGGCACGAGCUCCAGAGCUAACCUGAGGUCCAUUCCAGAUCCCACUCUCUGGGCAUGAGACCUCCCCCGUGGCUCCUUCCUCGCCCACUGGGCCAAGAGCAGCAGGGAGCGUACGGGACGGCAGCAGCAGAUCCAAGGCCACAGUGUAGCCGAUGACUGCAUGGCCGUCGCUCCGUCUCCAGGCUGGGAUUCCGUCUCAUAAUCAAUGCCAUGUACAUUAAGAUCUGUGAAAGACCAACUUUUAGGCAGUGAUACUUUUCUCCCAUUCCCUGGGGUGGGGGGAGUAUGCAGUUGGUGCUUUCUGUAAUUCCCUUGUUCUGUUAUGUUUCUGUAAGCUUUCCCCCUGGUGUCAUGGAAAGGACCUCUUAAAUAACCACAUUGUGGGUGGCUGUAUCCAAAGUUUAAAUAAUUGGCCAGAAGUGCAGAGUAUCCUUUCCUGGAUUCGUGUCAGGAAAGGGCUCCUUGCCAGAACUGAACUUGUUAUAUAAAAACCUGGCUAGGGAGAUUUAAUUUUACUACAAUUACAGUUUAAUGUUACCAUCUAGCCACAAAUUGAGCAGCAAAAGCUAUUUUGAUGAUGAAGGGGGGUCCUUGUUGAGCCGGCCGUCUAGUGCAGUGUGCUCUCAGAUACAAUGCUUGUUGAUUGUGUGUCUUCACAAGCCCCUCCCUGGUGCUGAAUUGGAUUUGAAUUCUUCAUGAGAGGCCUCAGCAUCUCCUUGGGCUGGUCUGGGCCAGUAAAAAUAGCUGCCUGACAUGUUUAUAUAUUAUCAUGGUCAGUAGUUCAAUGAAAUUUGUACAUUUUUGGUAACAUUGGUAUACAUAAUGCCCCUGCAGUUCCUUUUCUGUUUGGUAGUUUGUGACUCUAAAAUUUCCACUGUUAUGUGUGUUAAUUUAUGAAAAUAAAUUUUUUUGAAAACCUUUCAAA
Messenger RNA from Cercocebus atys (sooty mangabey), 11948 nucleotides. RefSeq names its product proline rich 14-like (gene PRR14L). NCBI's taxonomy places the organism in Eukaryota, Metazoa, Chordata, Mammalia, Primates, Cercopithecidae. The transcript has 8 exons. The record is from RefSeq and is a predicted model, not a curated record. Bases 1336 to 7788 code for a protein of 2150 amino acids.